UGUCAAAGCUGAUGAAGAUGAAGGAGGGGAAGCCUGCAAAUCACUGACGUUUCCUGCUGCUGCUGCUGCUGCUGCAACGACGCUCAUCAAGAAGCCAUUCCUGCUGCGUUCAGGGUCAAGCCUACGCGGUCGGAGAACUCACGCUCCCGCUCAGACACAGCGUGAAUCUCGUCGUCAUCCGGAGGUGCUCCCCUCCACACACCCAUCCCUCACCCCCACUCUCUUUUUUUUUUUUUUUUUUGCUAGCAUAUCAUCGACCCCAGCAACGGUGGUGUUCACCGAGAUCUCCUCCUCCUCUUCUUCUUCUUCUUCUUCCUCGGAACACGCACGACUCACGGAGCGGACCUGCCGAGGCCAGAUUCCGGCAUUGCUACAGCGGGAUCCACCGCGACGACGCCGUGGGGGGGUUUCCUCCUCGUUUUCUUUUAACAUUUGACAAAUCUUCUUUGUGUGCGUAUAGGGUGGAGUCAAUCGGAAUUCUCCAAUUUGGGGGGAGAAAAAAAGCACCGACAUAUUUCAGGAAGCACGAUGAAGGACGGUAUCGCCAACAACAGCACAGCCAGCAUCUCCCAAGCUAGGAAAGCUGUGGAGCAGCUCAAGAUGGAGGCUUGCAUGGACAGGAUAAAGGUGUCCAAAGCCGCCGCAGACCUGAUGGCAUACUGCGACGCCCACAUACGCGAGGACCCUCUCAUCGUGCCCGUCCCCGCCUCCGAGAACCCUUUCCGGGAGAAGAAGUUCUUCUGCGCUAUUCUCUGAUGAGCCGCCUUGGCUUCUCUGUCUUCACCACACCUGAAGCCCACUUGCCGUGGGCGUCCAGUUGAGUUUAACCGGGUGGACACUGGUGUUGGUCGGCUCUGUCCUGGCGGCUGAGGGGUUCUACGGAGGGAGCCCGGUCUCAUGUCUUGUUCCAUAGGUUUGUUAUUGCUUUGUUUUAUUAGAGAACAGCCUUUGCUUCAGUGCUUCAUGAGGUAAGAGGUGAAUUUUUUUUUUUUUUGGGUAGCUUUUAUCGUAUGUGAACAUGCCUCAGGAAACAGACAUGUGCCCAGUAAAUAUCGUCAUCCAUUUCUGCGUUAUCUUGAACAUCAGUGCCUUUCAGUGAGCAAGCUUGAGGUAUUUGCAGCACACCGCACUGAAAGCACGACCACAACGUGACACGUGGUUCAUUUCACCGCUUUUCCCCCUAAUCAAACUAUUGGAGUCCACAUCCAAACAGCCAUCAGAUAGCUUCCAGAGUGAAAUAUUCCGGUGAGAAGAAAGCUCAUCAGUUUGUUCAAGCGACACAACAUCGCUGUGUGCGCACGCCUUUUUAGUCCAAAUGAGCUAAUAAACCUUCCUAGCUUCAUCCUGAUGUAUUCCACCUAGGUCGUUAGUUCCAUUUAAGCUUCAAUCAGACUUCCAUUUCACCUCGCAGCUUCUGAUUAGAAUGCUUUUCCCAAGUCGGAAUUGAUCACGUGUUUGCUGGGCAUGUUUCCUUGAGUGAACGGCGAGGCCUUUGAUGCCAAAACGGAAGGCCUGCAUGUUCCUCUGCUACUUUUUUUUUGGACGGCCGCCUCUUUGUUUCCAAGCAGCUGUUCCAGUGUACAGUAUGUUUCAGUGCCAAUCCCUUGGAGAGCCGUGUCAUCAUCACACUGGGCUCCCGUACUUUGUUUUUUUUUUUGUUCUUAUUUUGGGUUCUGUUCGGGAAGAAAAAGCACACUGUUGAGACAUUUCCUUUACAUGGUAUUUAAAUAGCAUUUACAAAUUUUUAUGAUGAAUUGUCGAUGAUGGUUUGUUAAUAUCUUUAUUAUGAGUAGUUCUUAUUGAAUAUUUGUUG
Molecule: messenger RNA, 1813 nt
Organism: Doryrhamphus excisus (bluestripe pipefish)
Lineage: Eukaryota; Metazoa; Chordata; Actinopteri; Syngnathiformes; Syngnathidae
Gene: gng4
Product: G protein subunit gamma 4
Biological process (GO): G protein-coupled receptor signaling pathway
Cellular component (GO): heterotrimeric G-protein complex
Molecular function (GO): G-protein beta-subunit binding
Source: RefSeq, a predicted model, not a curated record